AUGGGAAAGAAGAAAAAAAGAAAUGGAACACAAACGCAUCGGGAUCUUGGCUAUAUCACGAUCAGGAUGAGGAAAAAGGAUCAUAGAAUAAUUGGAAAUCCCAACAGAAACCAAUUUAUGCAAACAGAUAGGGUUAAAAGAAUCAGAACUCAUCACACAAACCCUACUUCCCCUAUAACCGAGAGUUUACCUGUUGUUAAUGGGAAGGUCCAGAGUAUAGUAGGCAGAGCUACACAUACCCAGUUCUAUCCAAAGACCUUUGAGACAAAGACAUUUACAAAAGAAAUUGAAGAUCCAAAUUUAACCUACAUGAACAACUUCAAGCUUUGUAUUAAGAACUUUGAUAUUUUAAAGGAUAAUAAAAAAAUUUCUAAGUAAGGCAAUCUUCCCAAUGAGAUAUGAAACAAGCAAAGCAAUGAUAGAGUACCGUAACUCUCAGGAUGCUCAGAUCAGGACAGUAGAUCCCCGAAAGAAGAAGCAGAAGCCUCAUCGGAGAUCCCAGAUAUUCAGUCAUAAAGACCACUUACUCAUUAACAAAGAAAUGAUAAAGAAAAAUAAGUUUAGUAACUCUGAGAAUUCACAUUCGAAGUCAAGCAAGCUGAGGCCUGCCAAAGCUGUGUUAAUUAAGCCAAAGCUGACUUUAAAGUCUAUUUUUAAAAGUACACAGAAGAGACUAAGACAGUUAGGAUUCAAACCAGGAAAAGAUAGAAAAGAGCAGAUUCUAACAGAAUAUUUUAAGAGUCUUCGCAAGAAAGAUCCAGAAAGAGUAAUGAGGUCAGAUACAGCCAAACAGACUCUUUGUAGAGAGAUCUCCCCUGCAAAUGAGAUCAAGAGAACAAGACAUCAUAUAAGCGUGUUCCCACCCAAAAACGAAGAGAUCCAGUCUAUGAGAGCAGUUUCUCCAGAGCAAGAGGAGAACAAAAACCAGUUUUAUUUUGAUAGGAUCCAUAAGCAGUUAAAAAAUACUCUAGAUGAAGCCACGCAUCUGGAGGAUUAUACUUAUCAUUUUGCAACCAGGAAUCUGAAAGACAACAAGAUAAGAUUCAAGUCAACAAAGAUAAAGUUUGAUGAGACAGAAAUUAAGGAUUUCUUAAACAUUGUCAAAAUGGGUAAAGAAAUGAUCCUUUAUAAAACACUAAUGAAGAAUCCAAAUCUAGUUCAUGUUUCAGACUCUAUGGGGAGAACUCCAGUCCACUGGGCAGUAAUUAGAGAAGAAACCGAAUGCUUGAGGAUAUUGUUACAUUUUAAACCUUCAGUAGAGAUCCGAGACCUUUUCAAUCAAAGUCCUCUUGACAUUGCAUUUGCUGGUACAAAUGAGAACAUCAAGCUGAUGCUUCAAAAUGCCCAAGAAGAGCUUAAGUUAGUCCCUGAAAGAAUCAGGAAGAAAUAUCUCAAUAAUGAUUUAAGUUCUUAUGCAGAAGAAAUUUUAUUUGCUUCUGUUAGUCAUAUCCAAAAACCUUAAAUUUCAACUCUUAAA
This is a messenger RNA of Moneuplotes crassus, 1477 nucleotides long. The record is from the annotation of a GenBank genome assembly. NCBI's taxonomy places the organism in Eukaryota, Ciliophora, Spirotrichea, Euplotida, Euplotidae.